Molecule: messenger RNA, 3521 nt
Organism: Haliotis rubra (blacklip abalone)
Lineage: Eukaryota; Metazoa; Mollusca; Gastropoda; Lepetellida; Haliotidae
Biological process (GO): superoxide metabolic process
Molecular function (GO): metal ion binding
Source: RefSeq, a predicted model, not a curated record
UAUUUCUGGGCUGUUCCCAGUCCUCAGUCGCAGCGGAAGAACUCGAGUUGGCCCGAGUACAGGGCUUGUGGCAGACGACAAUUCAGUUUGGUUUCGCGAAGUGGAUUUCCAAACGGGGAGUAAUAUCAACAUGGAUAUCUUUGCUCCUUUCGCAUGCUUGAUAUUUCUGAAUGCACUGUUAUGCUGUCAUUGUGAAGUAACAUUGACGUCAUCUAUACAUUUGAUGAACAUCAACGGCCAUGUGACCUUCAAGCAAUCUGCUGUGAAUCAAGCUACGUCCGUGACCUUCAACCUGACCGGCGUUACAGGUAGCCUUCAAUGGGAGCUGAGACAGUCCUGGGUAGACUUCACGGUGAAAUAUAAGUGUGGGGACAUGGUCAUUGGAACCAGUCUCCCUAAUAUUGGAUCCACCAUUUCUACGGGCCAAGAGACAUUAACGAUACAAUCCAGCGUCGUUUCCGAUUUGUCCGACCUAAUGGGUCGGUCCCUUCUCCUAGCCAACGGCAGCGACAAGGCCUGUGGGACCCUGGUGAUGCCGUCCGCCCAGUACAGAACAGCCUCCGUCCAGUUCCAGGGCUCAAUAAACGGGGAGAUCUGGUUCCGCCAGGCUGAAGGGAUGAGGACAGAACUUCGGGUCGACCUCUUUCAACCAGCUUCAACAACCACAGACUAUGCGUGGAAAAUAUACUCAGGGACGGUACCAAAUUGCAAAAGCCUAACUGCACUCUUUGACCCUUCUUCAAAAUCCGCAGGAGCAUGUUCGACUAAUAACCCAGGCGCAUGCGCUGUCGGUGACCUGACCGGAAGGCUUGGCAGGGUGAUGGUUGGCGCCACAGCAGGAUCAGCCCGGAAGUUUGUCCACGAUAUGUAUCUGAAUCUGUCAGGAGACGCCAACAUUACGGGCAACACACUUGUCCUCCUUGACAAUGCGAAUAUGAUUGUAUCUUGUGGGAAGAUCAUGGCGGUCACAGAGAAACAAGCUUCGGCUGUUUUCAACAAAGCCGGCGUUGUAGGAAGUGUUCAUUUCAAACAAGCAUCACCUUUCGAACUUACAGAAAUUUCUGUCGCUCUGUCGAGACUGGCCAGGAAAGCAGGAGGGUACCACGUCCAUUUGUAUCCUGUUCCUUACCAACAAACAGCCAGCCAGCAACUGUGUUCUCAAGAUGCAGUAGGUGGACAUUGGAACCCUUUCGGCAUGCCCUUCCCGACCACUGGUUCGACUACAGAUCGUUUCGAGGUCGGGGACAUCAGCGGAAAGUUUGGAAACCUUGCUGAUAGGGAUUCAUACUAUCAAACGAUGAAAGACUAUAACAUGCCAAUGUUCGGGCCGUACAGCAUCAUUGGAAGGUCGGCUGUCGUUCAUAAAAGUGUCGCAGGUGCGCCGAGGUGGAUAUGUGCCAAUAUCAACGACUUACGCCCCAGAUCUUUCGCUGCUGCUACUUUUAAGUAUCCCAUUAUCGGUAAGGUCAUUUUCAGCCAGGCAGUGGGGGACCCCAUGUCGGACACAUGGAUCUUUGGCCAACUUAACUAUGCAGAUGGAACCGCCAAUCCUAGCCAGGGCCACCGCUGGAGUGUGCAUGAGAAUAAGGUCGGCGAUGACGCGAUGAAAACACCGGGUCGGUGCGCCUCCGUCGGCCCAAUCGUCAACCCGUUCAGGGCAAACAUGUCAGGAGAUUACUCAUCUCAGUGUAAGAUGUCCAACCCCUUACGCUGUCCAGUUGGAGCUAUGACAAAGUUAACAGGUGCCCUGAAAAUCAGAUUACAAAAUGGUGCCCCAUCCAAGUUCUUCUUUACGUCUAGGAAUGUACCCCUUAGUGGUGCUGCUAGUGUCGUUGCAAAAUCAAUGUUGAUCCUUUCCAAGGACAAUGGAGAUGCUCCUCUAGCCUGUGCUGACAUGAUUCAUCUAAGAACACGAUACGCUACCGUUGACAAGUGGGUUCAGAAUGUCACUGGGUUUAUCAACUUUACUCAAAAUCACGGUGACACCAGUGAUGAUACUUUGGUUUCGAUCGACAUCGAGAAUCUUGGUCGGCAAGCUGGUGGCUACCACAUCCACGAGCUUCCAGUGCCGUCCGAUAGCAAGAGUCCCUGUUCGGGCGCAAGCGUGGCUGGACACUAUAAUCCUUUUAAGGUUAUCAUAGCCAAUAGUCCGUCCCCUACAAAUGGAACCUACGACCAAUUUGAGGUCGGUGAUCUGAGCGGCAAGUAUGGCCUGCUGAAUAACGAAUCGUCGGAGGACAUCGAAAAGCGUGACAACAUGAUCAAUUUGUUUGGUCAGUACAGCGUCGUUGGGAGGUCUGUCGUCAUACACAAGAUGGUUGCAGGUGCUCGCUGGACUUGCGGCAAUAUCACGGAGGAUGUGUCGAUGACUGGCGGUAUGAAACAUAUGGCGAAAGCUAUGUUCAAUGCCAGUCACUCGGGUAUCAGCGGAAGUGUCACUUUUACCCAGUACGUGUACGCCGAUGGAAGCAUGAGCGACACCACCGUCUUUGCCAAUCUCGUCGACCCCGACGGCAGGAGUACAACAGGACAUAUGAUGGCCGUCGGUAGUCGAUCAGCUUGGGGCGACCGGAAGUCAAGCAGCAAACGAUGUGACAGCGCAGGCGCGAAGUUCAACCCUUUUCUCGUCAACACCCAAACGCGAUAUUCGGAGUGUUCCAUUUCAAACCCACUACGGUGUUCAGUCGGUGACAUGUCAGGCAGACUUGGGACAUGCAGUGUUGGUGGCAAGAACCUCUACACCGAUAUCAACCUGUCGAUCUUUGGAAAAUAUUCAGUUAUAGGACGAUCCUUUGUCUUGUACGGCCCCGAUGGAAGUACGGACCGCAUCGCGUGUACUAACAUCCUGCCAAUGUCGGCGAUGCAGUCCUCUCUCUUCAUCGAGAAAUCCGCCUCCAUGUCAACCCUUGAGAUCGCGCGCACGUACGCCAGGGCUUUGGACACCAAUGAAUGGAACGUCGUGGUGUCUGGAGACGACAGCAAAGGCGACGGAUGCAUAUCGGUGCUUGUCCACUUCAUUGGUAAUAACGCAAGCGGAUUGCGAGCCCGUUUCAACCAAAUGGUUUCGCAAGGAGGUAAUGGGAAACUGGGGGCGUUCAGUCCCGUGACGUGCUCAGCAGAUAAGCUCGGUGUAUCCAUUGUGUUGGUCAGCCUGUUAUUAUUAUGCAAGAAGAUUAUCUUAUGAUUGUAGCAUGCCCAUAUGUUCACUACAGUUUAAUUAACUAAAAAUAACAAUGAUUUAUGAGUAAAAUUUUAAAAGGAUCUGAAAUGAGUUUAUGUCAAAAUGUGAUUAGGAUAGGCCAGGUGUCUGUCUUCAAAUAGAGUCGUGACAACUGGGUGAAAUAUUGUUCUUUUAGUCGCACAAACUACGCAAAAAGAUGAGUAAUCUUUAAAAUCAACUGCCCCUUUUAUAUUUUGUUAUAAUCCAGGGUUCCGUUGUACAAAGCAACCUUAGCGCUACGCCUGUCUGUCUUAAGGUAUGGGAGUUACGAUCACCUUAGCGCUACGCCUGUCUGUCUUAA